This is a messenger RNA of Pseudoliparis swirei, 1685 nucleotides long. It is a transcript of the gene pcolcea, whose product is annotated as procollagen C-endopeptidase enhancer a. The record is from RefSeq and is a predicted model, not a curated record. The coding region runs from base 39 to 1466 and encodes 475 amino acids. Gene Ontology annotation, molecular function: protein binding. NCBI's taxonomy places the organism in Eukaryota, Metazoa, Chordata, Actinopteri, Perciformes, Liparidae. The transcript is spliced from 9 exons.
ACAGUUUAGCUUUUCUUUUACAUGUGCAAGCUUGCAUCAUGGUGCAUGUGGACAGCAUCUGGGGUCUCUCUCUGUUCCUGUCUCUGAGUUUAGGAUGGACGAAGGCUCAGGAGACCAACUACACCAGGCCCGUGUUCUACUGUGGAGGUGACCUGGUCACGGACUCGGGCUUCGUUGGCAGCGAGGGCUUCCCAACCUUCUACAAACCCAACAGCAAAUGCACCUGGCGCAUCACCGUCCCAGAAGGAAACGUGGUCGUGCUCACAUUCCGCAUUUUUGACCUGGAGGCUCACUCCCAAUGCCGCUACGACUAUCUGGAUGUUUACAACGGCCAUUCCAACUUGGUGCAAAAACUAGGCCGCUUUUGUGGAACUUUCCGGCCGGGUGCUCUCAUUUCCACCACAAACACGAUGAUGCUAGAGAUGGUCUCCGAUGCAGAGACGCAGGGCAGAGGGUUUGUGGCGUAUUUCAAUGGAGCCAAACCGUACGUCAAUGACCAUCAGUUCUGUGGGGGGAAGAUGACAAAAGCCCAGGGUGAGAUCAUGACGCCCAACUGGCCUGACAAGAAAUACCCUGCAGGGACCAGUUGCUCCUGGCUUAUCACUGUGGAGCCGGAUAUGGUAAUUCAGGUGAAUUUUGACAAGUUCGUCCUGGAGGCUGACUCCUAUUGCCGAUUUGACUAUGUGACCUUCUUUAACGGUGGAGAGAAAGAUGAUUCACGGCUGAUUGGAAGAUACUGUGGUGAUCGGGCCCCACAGCCUAUUACUACCAAUGGAAAUGUUCUGCUAGUCCAAUUCGUGUCUGACCUCAGUGUGACAUCUGAUGGAUUCCUUGCCCGCUACACCAGCAUCCAACGUGGUUCUCAGAUACCAAUAAUAAACUCGGGAGCCGGGUCGAGGUACAUCCCCCCAAUACCUGCAGUCAAACCUGCCACCACCAUAAAGCCAGCGGUCCCCACCGCCAAAUAUGUCCAACCAGAGCCCACCGUGAGACCCAGACCAGUGAAACCCACUAGAGGCCGUGGACAGGGCACCAGAGACCAGAAGAGGAAGGUGCCCAUCACGAGGCCAACUGGAAAGAGGCCUGUCCCUCAAAAUCCUCUGUGUGCCAAAGCCUGUAAAAGAGAUGGAACCAUCAAGACCAGUUUCUGUGCCAGUGAAUUUGUGAUAACCGGAAAGGUGACCUCUCUUGCCCCCGGGCCCCACGGUACUCUUCACAUCAGCAUCUCCCUCAUUAAGGCCUACAAAGCAGGCCGACUAACAAUCGCACAAGUCGGAGAGACCAUGUCCGUGAAGCUGGUGUCACAGUGCAAGAAGUGCCCGUUGCUCCGCAGAGGUGCCAAUUACAUUAUCAUGGGUCAAGUGGAUGAAGACGGACGUGGUACCCUGGUGCCUGGUGCAUUCACAGCUCCAUACAAAGCCCCACAUGGCAGAUUAUUAAUGAAUAUCAGCAAACAACCCUGUUAACCUUGCAAGUCUUUAAAGGCUGGGAAACUCAGAUGCCCUGUCAAACACACAAUUCCAGACAUUACAAUGUGAAAUACAGAUCUGUUGAUGCACAAUAUUACAGUGAAAAAUAACUCCAGUGUAAUCCACCAUUUUUAAAGGAAUACAAAUGAUUUAUUCAAACGCCUGUCAAACCUAAUAUAAUUUAUACAUAAAUAAAGGUUUUACAUCUCUUUCAAA